Messenger RNA from Rhododendron vialii, 1200 nucleotides. RefSeq names its product protein BIG GRAIN 1-like E. Gene Ontology annotation, biological process: auxin-activated signaling pathway. The transcript has a single exon. Bases 165 to 1055 code for a protein of 296 amino acids. NCBI's taxonomy places the organism in Eukaryota, Viridiplantae, Streptophyta, Magnoliopsida, Ericales, Ericaceae. The record is from RefSeq and is a predicted model, not a curated record.
ACGCUCAAUCUUAUAUUCUUUUCGAAAGAAAAUUUGUUAAUUUGUUUUAAUAUAUAGCUCCGUCACACAUUGCUUAUGGGCUCCCCUUUAAAUAGACCUAUCUAUUUAUGUCAUUCCCACCUUUGUCAUUUCAAACAACACUCAUCCAUUUUCACUAAAACUCCAUGCUAGCCAUGUCCACCACAGAAUUUUCAGAUCCAAAUAAAAUCUACAAGAAUCCGCUGCACUGGAGAAAAGACUCCAGUGAGCUCGACGUGUUUGAGGCUGCAAUGUACUUUUCUGGCGCCACCGAAGUUUACAGCUGUAGAGGUGGAAUAAUAAGCCUACAAGUCCCUGCACUGAGAAACGCAUCACUUUCUAAUUCCCAAACUCAGGUGAUGGAGAAGCCAGUAGUGACCAAAGAGGAGACAAAGUCCAAUUACAAGCAACCAAAUUCCCCAGGUGGUAGAAUCGCUCAUUUCUUGAAUUCCCUCUUCAACCAAACAGGUUCCAAGAAGAAGAAGAAGAAAUCAAAGUCCACCACCACACAGUCAAUGAAGGACCAUGAAUUUGAUGAGAGCAGCCCGGGCGGACGGAGGAAAAGUAGGAGUAGCACUAGCACGAGCCAUUUCGGGAGUGCCCCUAUUGAGGACCCGAAACCCGUUUCAAAUUCUGGCUUCAGGACACCUCCUCCAUAUUCAAUCACACCCACAAAGGCAUACAAGGAUUUGAGAAGCUACUCAGAUCACAAGCCCAUUUAUUUGCAGAAAAUCACAGAUCAGUACCCCUGUUUGGAUGGGAAAUUGAAUUUGCCACAUGCUUGGCCUGAGAAGUUCAAGAAAUCUGGGAAAGAUGGGAUUUGGGAUGGGAAGUGCCAAACAGAGAAUAAGGAAUCAAGGAAGUUGGAUGAUCCUGUGGAUGAUGAUGGGGCAGGGAGUGAUUCAAGCUCUGAUCUGUUUGAGUUGGAAAACUUUGACUUGGGUUUCUAUUCUUCAAGUGGUUUGCCAGUUUAUGAGACCACCCAUGUGGAUAGCAUCAAAAGAGGUGCCCCUAUUUCCAAUAUUGGUGCAAUAUAGGGCUGUAUUUUCUUCUUCUUCUUCUUCUUUUUUCUUCAUAUUCUUCUUCUUUUUUUCUUCUUCAUAUUCUUGGUGUUCUUGCUAUGUGUUCCUCUUCGAUGUUUGGAGCUGUGAAAAGGAGAAUGUUCGAAUUCUUGCUCGGUUA